AAAUACACAGCAUUCGUCCGCGGACUAUAGUUAAGGAUGCUUGGCUUGCAAACAUAUGGUAGUUCGUCCGAAGGCGAGUCGGACAACGAGCAGAGAGGGCGAGAGAAAGAAGAGCCUGCUCAUUUGAAACCGCUGGACACAAAACAUUCUCUAUCAAAAUCAUUGGCCAUUGUUGCGGCGCCCGAGGUUGUGCCCAUAGGAGCGGCGGCCGUGCCGCGUACACUGGAUCCAACGCUUAAGGAGGUUACCUACAAUCCCAAGUUCGAUGAAAUGUAUGCGCCUGUGAAGGGACCGGAGCAUCCAAACAUGACCAUGCAACAGCGGGCGCCACGAAACACUCUGGCUGGAUAUGUGGAGAAGGCGCACAUUAACGCAUUUGAGUUUGAGAAUCAACGACGCACGUUCCACACAUAUGGCUAUGCCUUAGACCCCACAGUGGACGAGACUGCCGAUGGACAGUCGUUUGUCGGUGAUUUGCAAUCCGCCUACGAUGACAAUGGUAAGACAGUAUUUGAACCACCAAAGGCAAAGAAAAUGCGCAAGCAAGAGAAGAACGACAAUCCCGAAGAUGUUGAGGGCUUCCUCGGCCCCUGGGGCAAGUUUGAGAACGAAUUGAGCAUAGCGCGUCCUAAUGAGCAGGAACGUGCUGAGCUUGAUGAGCUGCUGUCAAAGCGACACAAACGCGGACGCAUACCAGAGGACAAGCCACUCGAGGAGAAGUCCACACUGCAUAUCAAAGAUGCCUACGAUUACCAGGGACGUUCAUAUCUGCAUGCUCCACACGAUUUGGGCGUCAAUUUACGUUCGAAUGCACCGCCACCAAAAUGUUUUCUGCCCAAGGCACACAUACACACUUGGACGGGUCACAACAAGGGUAUCUCUUCUGUACGGUGGUUUCCCAGAACUGCCCAUUUACUGCUCUCCGGUUCCAUGGAUUGUCGUGUCAAACUGUGGGAGGUUUAUGGUGAUCGACGCUGCAUACGCACGUUCUCUGGUCAUCGUCAGGCCAUUAAGGACAUUGCUUGGAACAACAGGGGUACACAAUUCUUGUCUGCCUCUUAUGAUCGUUACAUAAAGCUUUGGGAUGCGGAAACGGGCGAUGUUAUCUCACGUUUUACCACACGCAAAAUGCCUUUCUGUGUUAAAUUUCAUCCGGACAAUAGUAAACAACAUUUGUUUGUAGCUGGCACAUCGGACAAAAAGAUCAUAUGCUGGGACACUCGGAGCGGCGAUAUUGUGCAGGAAUACGACAGGCAUUUAGGAUCCGUAAGCACCAUCACAUUUGUUGAUGACAAUCGUCGGUUUGUCACAACCUCGGACGACAAAUCGAUGCGUAUUUGGGAAUGGGACAUACCCGUUGAUAUGAAAUAUAUAGCUGAUCCUACUAUGCAUUCCAUGCCCGCAGUCACACUGGCGCCAAAUGGCAAAUGGAUGGCUUGUCAAUCACUAGAUAACAAAAUCGUAAUUUUCUCCGCAUUGAAUCGGUUCAAGAUGAAUCGCAAAAAGACUUUCACGGGCCACAUGGUCUCGGGCUAUGCAUGCCAGCUAGACUUCUCUCCCGAUAUGAGCUAUUUAGUAUCGGGUGAUGGUGAUGGAAAAUGCUAUAUCUGGGACUGGAAGACGACGAAGUUGUACAAAAAGUGGCAAGCACACGAUGGUGUCUGCAUCAGCACUCUGUGGCAUCCGCAUGAGGCCAGCAAACUGGUAACAGCCGGCUGGGAUGGUCAGAUAAAAUAUUGGGACUAAAUGCCGCAGCAUAUAUGUAAAAUGUAAUUAAUAUUAAGCGAACAAGUGUAUAAAUAAAAGCUAUUUACAAUUA
Messenger RNA from Scaptodrosophila lebanonensis, 1819 nucleotides. RefSeq names its product pre-mRNA-processing factor 17. Gene Ontology annotation, biological process: mRNA splicing, via spliceosome. Lineage: Eukaryota; Metazoa; Arthropoda; Insecta; Diptera; Drosophilidae. Gene Ontology annotation, molecular function: mRNA binding; protein binding. The coding region runs from base 37 to 1746 and encodes 569 amino acids. Gene Ontology annotation, cellular component: catalytic step 2 spliceosome. The record is from RefSeq and is a predicted model, not a curated record. The transcript is spliced from 3 exons.